CAUAAACUUUGCAGGAAGGAAAGAGGUGGAAAGAGAGAAGUGGUGCAAUCUGAAGCUAAACACGAUGGACUGUCUUUGUCCAUGGACAUAUGGACUAGAAGGGCAGUUGUCUGAAGGACAGGCAGUUCUGGGUUUCGAAGGCGAACUGUCGGUUGUGAAGUGCGCACAGUCGACUCGGUUUGUCAUUCAGCGAUGGACUCGGCCUCCAGGCCUCAGUGGCGACCCCUUCCGCCAAAGUUUGCUGCCAGACAAGGGGAGGCGAGUAUGUGAACGCAGGGCAAGAGGGAAAUAAUUCUUUCAUUUCGGUUUUUUUUUACGCACGCGGUUUACGCCGCCACCGCCGGCAUCAUCAGCCACUUGACACAGAACUGAGAACAUGUCCCUGACUCCAGAAUGAGGAGUUUGGAGAACCCUGACUUCUGUGUUUGUUUGCGCCGCCAUUGCACCUCGCCGUGACCGUCCACUGACCACAGGCUCCAUGCAGGGCAGUUGUCUGUCUCAAGAUCAGUUGUCUGUCUCAAGAUGGUAAUUACAGCCUCCACUUUCCACGGACAAUAACCUUCUUUUGGUAGCACUGCCACUGGUGACACCAUAUCGUGGUCAGGAAGGUUCUCUGGCUGCUGGUUCAUGCUGGUCUCUUGUUUUUAAUUCGUGAUUCGAGUUUCGACCUGAACACCCGUGAGCUAUGCAACCGGCCAGGCGCUCUGUCAUCAAUGUUAUCAUCCUUGUCUUCUUUUGCAAGGUGUUAAGACAGGUGACAAGCACAGGUGUGAUAGAGACACGGUUCAUUGACUUUGAAAAUGCUGAGGGCAAGCAAGUCAACGGAAAGUGCUGCGACCCCGGGUGGUGGUGGUCCAGGUCAUGUACCACGCCGUGCGACCACAGAUUCCACAUCUGCAUGAGCAACAUCACAGAGUCCAGCAGUAUAGACGCCUGUGAGUUCGGGCGCCAGAAGUCUAGUCCGAUGACCGAAAACCACAUCGUGUUCAACGGAAAUAUCGGAAACCUUUCCAACCCUCUGCACUUUCCCUUCAACACCUGGCCUGGUGUUGUGAAACUGAAGGUGGAUGUCCAGGAUGAGGACAGCGAUGGAUACGAUCAGGUGGAUCACUACGAGUACCAGUACGCGGCCAACUUGCUCACUCGAGAGCUGGACGCCCCCACCAAGACCCUGCGGCUGUCAGGAUCGAAAACCAAGCUCAACCUGGAGAUGAAGGUGUUUUGUGACGUGAACUACUACGGGCCUCAGUGUGCUGUUCACUGUGUAGCUGCUGAUGAUGAUUCUGGCCACUACACCUGCGACCCCAUCACCGGCCAGCGAAUCUGCCGCUUCGGGUGGGAAGGCGACGACUGUCUCACCGACGUCGAUGAAUGCAAAGGUCAUCGGUGUUACGACGGGGCUACGUGUAUUGACGGCAUCGGGUACUACACUUGUCUUUGUCCUCCAGGUCGCACAGGCGUGGUGUGCAACGCGGAGAUCAACGAGUGUGUCAGCGCGCCCUGCAGCAAUGGCGGCACGUGCCGGGACCUGGCUGACGGCUUCUCCUGCACGUGUCCUCCAGGGUGGACAGGCCAUCGCUGCGACACCCCCGUACUCACAUGCAGGCCGGACUUCUGCUACAACGGGGGCGUGUGUUACGAAGCGAGCGGAACUGCCGCCUGCUCCUGUCCGUGGGGAUGGACGGGACUUCACUGCGAGAUCAGAGGACUGGGAUGCAGCAGCUCUCCUUGUCAGAACAACGCCACGUGUAGCGACAUGAUUAAUGGCUAUGUCUGCACUUGCCAGGACGGAUUUUCGGGAGAACACUGUGAAAUUAAAACAAACGAAUGUGAGAGUAGCCCGUGCCUGAAUGGAGGUCUUUGCCUAGACGAACAUCUUGGUUUCACCUGUAUAUGUCAGGCAGGAUUUACUGGCUCCCGGUGCGAGGAUACAGUUGAUCCUUGUACGAGCGCUCCUUGUUUCAACGGUGGAACCUGUCUACCCGACCCUGGGGAUGGCGACUUCUGGUGUCAGUGUCCCCCGGGGUAUGUCGGCCCCGCGUGCCAACACGCCGACCCCUGCUGGCCAAAUCCAUGCCAGAACGGCGGACUUUGUGCAAGUUUUGAUAACACCUACAAGUGCGUCUGCCUGCCAGACUACGAGGGUGUUCACUGUGAGGCUAACAAAGACGACUGCGCCUCCAACCCCUGUCAAAAUGGAGGAAGCUGUGUGGACGCAAUCAACAGCUACUCUUGUCAAUGUGUCAGUGGAUUUUCAGGAAUGAACUGCGAAAACAUUUCGGAUCCAUGCCUGGGAAAUCCGUGCCAAAACGGGGGAACGUGCAUCGCUGACGUCACACAGUAUUCUUGCGAAUGCGAAGACGGUUUUUCAGGACCUGACUGCACCUUGGGCACAACAUUUGAUCCGUGCCGCAGCAGACCCUGUUUCAACAGCGGAAUUUGUGUCGUCGGGGUCACGGGCACGUCAUUUUACUGCCAUUGCCUUGCUGGCUUCAGUGGAACCCUCUGUAGGGAGAGGCUUGCGUUAGACCCUUGUCUCUCCAACCCUUGUCAGAACGAAGGGAGCUGUGAAGCAGAUGGUAAAGAAGGAUUUGUAUGCCACUGUCUGGAAGGAUUUGGGGGAACAACUUGUGAACAAGUCGUGGAGGAGACAGUGGAUCCGUGCAGUCCCAAUCCUUGUCAGAACGAAGGCAGUUGUGAACUUAAACACGGAGAAGAGUUUGUUUGUCAUUGCCCUAAUGGCUUCGCUGGUAAAAUGUGUGAGAUACACACAAGCAUCUCCACAGCGUGUGACCACAAUCCGUGCAAAAACUCGGCCACGUGUGUUCCUCUUGCAGAAGGGUUCAGCUGCACCUGUCCACAGGGAUUGACAGGAAAGCUGUGCGAAGAACAGGAAUUAAAGAUAGUAGAUCCCUGUGAGCCAAACCCUUGCCUCAAUAAUGGUGUUUGUACAUACGUAAAUGGCAACUUCACAUGCGUGUGCUGGGAUGAAUUUGCAGGACCCCGCUGCGAAGCACCAGUAGAGUCCACGGAGAGUAGCCAGACGAUGUCCACAGAAAGCUCGACAUUGGAACCAGCGGCGCCAUCUUUCACUUCUCCCCAGUCGGACCCGUCAUCCUCGAGGACAACUCCAUCCAGCGCUGUCUCCACGAAGACAAAAUGGAGCUGGAAAAUGUGCGAAACUGAUAUCAACCUGCAACCCGCCAGCACCAGCAGCAGCACCACAAGGGAGGUAACACAUACGUCCUCCGAAACAUCGCCAGCCGCUUCCGUUGUAGAAGAUUCAACUUCGAAAGCGAUCAUCCUUACCUUCAUCGUACCCAACGUCACUUCCACAAGCCCGACACCAGACAGCACAAGAGAAACAAGAGAUUCAGCGCCACCUAUCGCCAGCCAAAGCACCAGGAGCACGCGGAGUGAUUCCUCAGGCCUGACAACAACCGCGACAUUCCACCCAAACACGUCAGACACCGACAUGCCUGAUACUACUCACGAGGCCCUCUCAAGUGACACAGCAAGCGAGGGUCAAGGGACACUGUCACCUCAGUUCGGUGAUGUGUCGGACCUCCCUUCUGAAGUCACGUCUUCCAGUGACGUCACAGAUUCGACCAGAGAAGGAAGUGGCGAGCUGGCAUUGGAUGUGACAACAGACGACAGUAGUGCAACAACUUACACUAAAAUAGAUGUCACCACCUUGCUUCCUGUCACAGCGACUGACGUCACGUACUUUGGUGAGGUGUCUCGUACAGCAGAGGGCAGGUUCACGGCAGAUACAACGUCUUCUCAGGAUCAUCUGGAAACAGGGUCGGCAGCAUCGACAUCGACUGUCCAGAUGCCAGAGACAACCACCGAUGUUUCACGUACGUCCUCCGGUGACAUCACAGACAUAACCAUCGAAGAAAGUGCAGUGACAUCAUAUGUAGCCUCUGUGUCAUCAAAUGAAACAGCGGAGCAGACCACUGAGCGAACACCUCGUGACUACACUGAGGGAAGUGGCGACGUACCACCCACGUGGACAUCAUCUGGUGAAGUCGAAGAACAAACUAAAUAUUACAGCCCAACGCCACAGGAGUCCGGUGACCUGCUACAAACGACAAGCGGUGACCUUUCACCUAUGCCGACUGCGUCUGGUGAUCUUCCAACUUCAACAAUAGCUUCCGAUGACGGGCAAGAAACAACAAGUGGCAAAGAAUCGUCCGCAGCAACAUCAUCAGGGCGGCGACAAACUGAUCGCAACAUCCUCGGGGAAGGCGCAGAACUACAUGACAAGAUGACUACACAGGAAGCUCCGCUGGGGAGUGGCGACGUCAUUCAAACAACGGCAUCGGGAGAACAUUCAACGGAAGACAUGUCUUCUUCUGGCUUCCUUCAUUUCGGAAGCGGUGACAUGUCUCUUGGAGAAAUGACAGACAUAUCAGGUGACGCAGUAACGGAAGUCUUCUCUGGUGAAAUGGCGUGUCCGUCGGGUGACGAUUCGAUCACGACGACAUCUAGCGCCACUACGACGUCAUCUGGCGACACAAUGACGUCAUCUGGUGACACUAUGACGUCAUCUGGAGACACGACGACGUCAUCUGGCGACACCGUGACGUCAUCUGGAGACACGACGACGUCAUCUGGCGACACCGUGACGUCAUCUGGCGACGCAAUGACGUCAUCUAGCGCCACUACGACGUCAUCUGGCGACACAAUGACGUCAUCGGGUGACACCGUGACGUCAUCUGGAGCCACACACAUUGACGACAGCAGCGCAUUCAGCGGUGAGGAAAGUGUGGUAAGCGAUAGGCAGACUACCACAUCAGGGGAUUUGCCAACAGCCACCACCGCUGAAACAAUUACAAGUUUCGCUGCAUCUGGUGACAUCACAGAGCCGUCGAGUGGAGACCUCAAACCCUUUACUGGUGACAUGACAGAGCAGUGGAGUGGCGAUCAUGCCUCCGGUGAGAGAAGCGAAACAGCAAGUCAAGAAGUGUCACUCACGUCACCGCCAAGCAAAAAUGUCACCAUUAUUUUCAAGCCAGUGACGUCAGAGAAGGAGACAACAACAGACUCUGAUUCCGUCACUGAAAGCGGAGACAGGGCGGUCCCAUCCAGCGGUCAUUCUGAAGUAGGAGGAGACAGUCUGGUGCCAGUGACGUUAGAUAGGACAGCUGACACGUCUAGUGGUGAUCACACAAUAGUGCCAACAUCUGCAGACACAGUCAGCAGUGGUGACAAAGAUGAAACUUCUUCCGAUGAGACAACUCCACAAACAUCUGGCAGUGGUGACAAAGAUGAAACUUCUUCCGGUGAGACAACUCCACAAACAUCUGGCAGUGGUGACAAGCUUGACACACCUGUGACUGAUAAGACCAUGCUGCAAACGCUCGAGAACGAGCUGACUAGUGGCGAGCAAACGUCAGGUAGCAUGGUGGGCAGUGGCGAUCCCACUAGUGGAGACGUGCUGAGCAGUGGUGAUCAUACGACAGGUGACAUGGUGACCAGUGGUGAUAACUCGACUGCAGUGGUUCUGAGCAGUGGUGAUCAAAUGUCAGGUGACAUGGGGAGCAGUGGAGAUCAGACGUCUACAGUGGUAUCGCCUGGUGGUACCACUGACAGCAGCGCCAGUGACAUGACAGCACAAGAAAUGACAUCGGGCAUAACAUCAAGUGGCGAUGUCGGUGAACUGGGCUCUUCUGGAGACACGACAAGUGGAGAAAAACAAACAACGACAGCCACGUCAGCCCUCGAGGGAGAGGAAGAUGACGGCUCCGCACUAGUUACCACUGAGGUCCUGACGACUUCGGCGAGGCAGAUGGUGACGACUUUAUCCGAUACAGACAGUGCAUCCGACAGUGGUUCUUCGACAUCGUCAACUGAAAUGGAGUCUGGUGAUGACCAUUUGAUGACAACUGCAAACAUCCUGACUGAAACUACUUUUUUCUCGGGUCACUCAGGAGACAGCGACACUGAACGUUCACACGUUUCCUAUUCUGGAGAAGUGACUAAAUCUCUCGAUUCGUCUGCUGAUAAUGUUUCGUCCGGACUUUACUCUGGAGAUACGAUACUCAGUGGGGAGAGGACUUCCGGCGAAGGUUCUGAGGCUUCUGAAUUAUUUACUUCCAAAUCUACAUAUUCGAGUGGCGACAGUACUUCGUUGAUUACUUCAUCAGGAGAGUUCGCAGCUUCGGGCACUGGAAGUGGCAGUUCAGGAGAACAGGUGGAGACUUCGUCAGGAGCCAUUGUAACGCCACUUGCUUCACAGUUUUCUACAGUGCAUUUGGAAACAUCAAAGCCUCCAACAGACACUGGGGACAUUUUCUCAUCAAGUGGGACAACUUCAUCCGGAGACAUAUCAGUGUCAGAGUCAAGUGGUGACACGCAAUCAGGAGACAAAUCAGUGUCAGAGUCAAGUGGUGACACGCAAUCAGGAGACAAAUCAGUGUCAGAGUCAAGUGGUGACACACAAUCAGGAGACACAUCAGUGUCAGAGUCAAGUGGUGACACACAAUCAGGAGACACAUCAGUGUCAGAGUCAAGUGGUGACACACAAUCAGGAGACACAUCAGUGUCAGAGUCAAGUGGUGACACACAAUCAGGAGACACAUUAGUGUCAAAGUCAAGUGGUGACACGCAAUCAGGAGACACAUCAGUGUCAGAGUCAAGUGGUGACACACAAUCAGGAGACACAUCAGUGUCAGAGUCAAGUGGUGACAUGCAAUCAGGAGACACAUCAGUUUCACAGCCAAGUGGUGACGUGCAAUCAGGAGACACAUCAGAGUCAAGUGGUGACACGCAAUCAGGAGAUAAAUCAACGCUAACACUAAGCAGUGACACAGAAGUAGGAUACACGUCAGUGUCAACAUUGAGAAGUGACAGACACUCAUCAGUUUCAGAGUCAAGUGGUGACAUACAAUCAGGAUCAGAGCCGAGUGACGUCGCACGAAAAGGAACCACGUCAGCUUCAGAGUCUAGUGGUGAUAUUCAGUCAGGAGAAACAACAAUGUCAACAUUAAGUAGUGUCACAAAACUGAGAGGCACAAUGGAGUCACAGUCAAGUGGUGACACACAAUCAGGUGACAUGUCCGUUUCACAGUCAAGUGGGGACACACAAUCAGGAGACACAGCAAUGCAAACGCUAAGCCGUGACACAGAAGUAGAAUACACGUCAAUGUCAACUUUAAGCAGCUACACACAAUCGAUAUACACUUCAGUUUUAGAGUCAAGUGGUGACGCACAGUCAGGAGAGAAAACGGUGACAAAAGUAAAGAGUGACUUGCAAUCAGGAGACAUGCCAGUAUCAGAAUUGAGUGGUGAAAUGCAGUCAGGAGACACAACAAUGCCACCGUGGAGUGGUGACACACCAGCUUCAAUGUCGAGUGGUGACACACAGUCAGGAGACACAACAAUGCCACCGUGGAGUGGUGACACACAGUCAGGAGAAACAUCAGUUUCAAUGUCGAGUGGUGACACACAGUCAGGGGAUGUAAUGUCCCAGACAGGAUCAGCGUAUUCUGAAGAGACAACAGACUCAUCGGAAGAUAAAAGGGUUUCCAAUGAUACGACAUCUUCUGGAGACGCCACGCUAGAGACAUCCUCAUAUUCAGGUGAUUUCACAGCUAUCACGGAAAAGUCGACCGAUGAUUUGACAGUUACAAGACGCACAACUGUCUACCUUGACACAACAGAGUUUCCCACGAAGCAUACGACUCCUCCCAGUGGAUCUGGGGACAUCUCAUCAGGCGACAUGGCGACUCGGCAAACGAUAAGUGCAGAAUCAGGAGACGCCACGUCUGGAGAAUAUUCAGGAGAUACAUCAAGAAUGCCGUCAGGUGACAUCAUCACAGAUGAAUACUCAGGGAAGACAUCAGGAAUGUCAUCGGGUGACGUCACAGCAGAAGAGACAUCAGGAAUUCCAUCAGACACAUUAUAUGAAGCAGGAAAUGACACAACAGUUUCAGGUACAAGUACAACCACCUCAAAGACAAAACACUUUCCAGUAUCCCAGGAAUAUGAGACCAGCGCUUCGGGACACGUCAGCCUUCUGACCACAGAGCCUUUGACCUCCAGAGAUCAAGACUCAUAUGUGGACACUACUGUCUCUGGGGAAAAGGAAUCGUAUUCUGGCGACAUAAGAGAGACAUCUUAUUCAGGAGAAGGGGACUAUACGGGAGACAUUCUUGAGCCUACGGCGUCAGGUGAAGAAAUGUCGACACACACAACGGCAAGUGGGGAAACAGAGACAUCGACAGCGUCAGGUGAAGAAAUGACACACACAACUGCAACCAUUUCUUCCGGAAGUGGGGAAACAGAGACAUCGACAGCGUCAGGUGAAGAAAUGUCGACACACACAACGGCAACCAUUUCUUCCGGAAGUGGGGAAACAGAGACAUCGCUCAAGGAAACGUCCUCGCUCUUUCAACGACAUUUGGAUAAUGUAACCGAAGAAUUGAGUUCUGGUGAGUGGACUACUGAGUCUGUAAAUGCUUCACAAUUUACCCCCACGAUGGAAAAGGUGUCUUCCUCACAAGGCAUGUUUACUUUCGAUGACACACUUCAGUCAGGGUCAGGAGAUGUCACAGGCGUAAAUAAGACUGUUUCUGCUGACACGACAACUGACGAGGCAUCUGGAGAGAGUACACUAAUCGAAAGUAGACUUACAUUAACAACUACUCAGGUUUCGGGGACUGUUACAGACUUUGUGUCAUCCGAGAAUGUGACCACGAUGUCAGAAGAUACGUCACUCGAACACGUUACAGAAAAGAAGACCACAAGCGAUUAUGAGGAAAGUGGAUCAGGAAUUAUUUCUGGGGACGGGGAGAUCUCAAGUCGCCAACCUGAAUCAGAAGACACAACGGCCAUCACCUCAUCAGAUGUGCCUCACGUUAAGGAAAUGAGUUCUUUCCCAGCAGAAGUAACUCUUUUGCAACAGAGUACGGAAACGCAAGAUGUGAAUCGCACCGAUUCUGCAAUAACAUCUGAAUCAGCAGUCGAGGAGACAGCUUCUGGGGACGAGCAGCUGAGAACUUUAGAAAGCUCUACGUCCACACAACCUGUUUCAGAAUCGACUUUGUUGGAAACUACCGCAUGGCGACCCGAGGAAACAGAAUCUGAUGAGACUGUCGAAGACACGAGUGGCGAGGUCACAUCCAAAGCUCCGCACUAUGUUGAAACCACCGCGCCUGAAAGCGAGGAGAUAAAUGACACUUUCUCUGGAGAGGACGGGUUCGAUGUUACAACCAUUGGUAACAUCUCAGUUACCACGGAAACAAGUGUCUCUCGCUUCAGCCAGAACGUAACAUCCACUUUGAAGCUGGAACCGACAACCGUCAGUGAAGAAGCCACAAAGGCUGAUGACAGUGAUGGAGAAGUAUCUCACAUCAGAUACUUGGUAGACACUACGCUGACGAGCAACGGAAGCUCUGUUCCCGAGAGGACUUUGACUCAGACUGACGUUACCAGCACCCCCGAGGCAACAGUCACCCACAUCACGUCAGGUGACACAGCUGCUCCGUUCAGUAACCUGACCAUUUCGGAAACGUCACAGGAGCCUGGGUCACCAACUGACCUAACGGUAGCCUCGAUCGAAUCGUCCUCCAGUUUGAUGGACACUGUGUCGACCGCUGAUGAGGAGAGUCGGACCUCGGACUUGGGAGACACAGACGCUGGGUACAGAGAAACAACGCAGGCAUAUACCCCUUCCAGCACCCCGGCGUCCACUGUCACGACUAAAUCAAGCCACGGCAGUCCUGUAUCCACCACGAUGAGUCAAAGUACAGUAAGAAGUAAAGACCUUGUCGACAGCGCCUCUACAAGCCCCAGCAAGCCCACGGAGCAGGUCACAAAAAUGACAUACCCAGUGCUUCAUUUCGGUAACGACUCUCUGGUCCUCUGGCAGACCACCAAGUCCAGGCCAGAGACAACCAAAUCGGUCAUCACAGAAACUCCGACAAGUCCUUUGACCUCUCAGGACAACAUGAUAAAAAUCGAAAGCCAGACCAGGAUGAUUUUCCUCCACACCACGACCCCGGCGCCGCCCUUCCAGCUGCCCUCCGUCACGGAUGAAAUCGUCAUUCAUCAUGAGUCCAUCGAUGUCAAGAGCAACGACACUUUGCCAAUCGCUAUCGCGCGCCGUCUGAAUGAGACGGCUGCUAACAAGACCGAUGAUAAAGACGACGAACGAGCGGCAACGACUGAUGACGGCGAUACCAGCGCAACACUGCGGACGACGGAUCAGGUCGAGGUCAGAUCCAGCCCCAGUCAGUACGACCCUGAGACCAAGCAGACCGUCCCGUUCUACGCUCGAACCAAGGAGUGGGAGAGGCGAGAGUGGGAGAAAAAUCAGCAGACCACGGGUCUGUCUGCUGGAGAUAUUACAACAUGGCAACAAACGACAGAAGGAUUUACCGAAGAGAUAGGGACCGCAUCGGAAUCAGUUCGUGAGGUGUUCAGUACAACAGAAAGACCUCGUGAAGGCCUUCACACUACACAGGAAGGUGAUGACGACCUUGAGACUUCAGAGUUGACUACAGAACAGACAUUUACAGAUGCUACUUUAGUUGAGGAGGAUCCCCAAUCCCUUUCUGACAAAGAGAAAUCAGCCUCCAGAGCCCCCGUCACUUUGUCUGUAGCCACAACGAUAUCUUUACCAUCCGAAACAACUGCAAACAAAUCUGUCCCUGAUGAUGAAAGCAACAAAACAAGUUCGAAUGACCCCAGUCUGUUACAGGCUCACCAACAACCGGUUCUCUUGGGUCACAAGUGGAAUCUCUUCUGACGUGGUUGUAUGAAAAACUGUCCAACACGACUCAGUCCGACAGGACUUUCACACAGGAAACAACCACGGAGGAGGCAAGAGGCGGUGAGACCACAGAGCAAACGUUUACAAAAGCCACGCAGAUAAAAUCAUCGGAUAAUUC
Molecule: messenger RNA, 10898 nt
Organism: Pomacea canaliculata
Lineage: Eukaryota; Metazoa; Mollusca; Gastropoda; Architaenioglossa; Ampullariidae
Product: serine-rich adhesin for platelets-like
Biological process (GO): axon guidance; cell communication
Cellular component (GO): membrane
Molecular function (GO): calcium ion binding
Source: RefSeq, a predicted model, not a curated record